Molecule: messenger RNA, 677 nt
Organism: Heterobilharzia americana
Lineage: Eukaryota; Metazoa; Platyhelminthes; Trematoda; Strigeidida; Schistosomatidae
Source: the annotation of a GenBank genome assembly
GGUAUCCUUUUUCAUCUUAUUUUAGAAAAAUUAGUUUCUUAAUAAAGAAUGUGGCCUAAUUCUAAAGCUCGACAGGUACACUUAUCAUGGUUACCCGGUUAUUCUGGACAAGCUCCUCCACCGCAUGCUGUUCAAGCUGAACCUGGUAUCUAUGUAAUUCGUGGUCGAACCAACGAUGAUGUUAUACCUGGAAAAUGGCUCAUAAAGCUGGGCAAAGCAUUCAUAUCAUAUGAUUGUAAAGAGAUAGAACUAAACAAUUUUGAAGUGUUAUGCAACACUAAUUUAAAGGCAAACCAAUGUUUCUACAGUUGGCUCCCAAGUUCUGCUGGUAAUGUACCAGAGAAAGCAUUGCAGGCUGGUGAAACAUCCUCAUCUGAACCUUUAUUCGUAGCUCGUGGUAUGGUCAAUGGAGAAAUGUGUAUCGGCAAAGUUCAUCCAUCUCAUGGUUGUGCUUAUUUCCCAUGGGGAGGUGAUGAACAUGCUGUACAACAUUACGAAGUUUGUGUUUUUCAGAUUAAUUUAUUUAUGGUACCAUGGUGAGAGAGGUAACACUGAACUACUUCCAGGCGAGUAAAUGUGUGUGUGCACAGAAAAAAGAAUAAAAUGUAGUUAUGAUUAAUUAUUAUCGGAGUAUAUACUUUACAAAAUAAAGAUUCUAUACAAAUUGGGAAUACAAA